This is a messenger RNA of Puccinia triticina, 2274 nucleotides long. RefSeq lists its product as uncharacterized. NCBI's taxonomy places the organism in Eukaryota, Fungi, Basidiomycota, Pucciniomycetes, Pucciniales, Pucciniaceae. The record is from RefSeq and is a predicted model, not a curated record. Bases 1 to 2274 code for a protein of 757 amino acids. The transcript has 3 exons.
AUGAGCUCAUCACCAGACGGCCCAACGAGCCCAGAAGACCUACACAUCGCAUCGGAGCGCGUCACUCUUGAUGCUCGGUACGAAGAACUACAUCCGCUUGACACGGACGGCCAUAACUCGGUCUCCAGAUUACUCAGUGAAUCUUCAUUGAGCAAGGUCAACCAAUACCUGGAUGAUCUUGCUGUAGCUUUUGGCAAACUGUCUCCUGAAGUCACCCCCCUCUUCCGUGAUUCGAUGUGGCAUAACGUCCUUUCCAGAAAACCUUCUGCCCACACCGCCAUGGCCUCCUUUUGGAGAUUAGAUCGCAACUUGGAAGCAGAGUUCGUCAGGCUUGUGUUCUUUCAUCAACAUCCGAUGUUAGCUACCACAGAAUCCCCAAUGUCCAUGAAUAAAAUGCUGGAGGUAGUCACAACCUCGUCCUCAGACCUGCGCGACCACAUCGCAAUCCUCAGGGAAGGUUACAGCCAUGAAUACCUGAGAAAGGAGAUAAUUGUGAAACCAAUCCUCAAGUCUCUCAGCAACUACGCGGAAGAAUGGGUUUCCACCAAAUAUCUCGCCCCAUACACCGCCUUGGUUGGGCCGAGCAUGUGUGGAAAGACUCGCUUACUCAUGGAACUUUCGAAAAGUAUAUGUGUCGUCUACAUCUCCCUUCGCCCAAGGGGGUCGACUGGAGAACCCCCAAGGUCUGUGCUCGCGGACGAAUUCCAACUUUGCCACAAAAGCGUAUACGAACUCGUGGCACAUUAUUACCGACUUCUGGCUGCUAUUUUCGACGUGGUGGCAGAGUUUUUCUCCCGUCAAUACGCCGGCCGUGAGGAGGAGGACCGACUGUUGGAAUGGUACACCUACAAUCAUGAAUUCGGAGGUUACCUGACAAGUCGGGUCGGACACACAAUGGAGGAAUUGGGCAAGAACGAAUGGAGUGCUUCUGCCGCCUUGACGAAAAAAAUAGAGAAGUUGGAAAGAAGUACACGCUUUAUCAAGAAUCCGAAACUGAAGGUGAUGUUGGCCUUUGAUGAGGCACGGGCUCUCGUCGACCAACAAACGAGGGAAGCUGAGAGUUUGCUGUACUUUGACGUGCUUCGUCGGGUUUUAUCCGAGGUACCGUCCAACCUUGGAUUCUUUGCCAUCUUAGCAGACAGAUCAUUAACCAUGGCGGAUUACUACCCUAAUCUGCGCACCGAAUUCGGCGCACCUACGCUCGGCCCCAAGGAGCUAUACGAACCGAUAUACGCAAUUAGCACCUUUGACUCCAAGGUUCCCCCCUCUCCACCGACUACGUGGGACGAGUUGCUAUCACCACCAAGGCUGUUCAGUUACGGAACCCCGUUUUUCCGGAUUUACGCCGAGGGGGCCGAGAAAAAGGGCAUCCCGUACUACAGAAUCGCUACAACGGUCCAGCAGAUGGCCCUCAACAAGCUACUUGCCAUGCCACGCCCAUCUCAGGAACUAUCCGAGAGUAACGUUUUCGCUUUGCUAGGUUGCACAAUCCAGCCACCGAUGCACAAAGCCGGCAAGAUAAAUUCUGAGUUGGUCUCGAGUCAUAUGGCUCAGUGCUUGUACUUAUCACCACCUUCCGCCAGAGUGAUCAGCGAGUACCCGUCACAGUUUACGUUGUCCAUGGCGGCCAACCAGUACCUCGCAAGCGAGGAUUGCAGGCUUGUUUCCUGCAUCAAAACUCUCACUGUGUUCACGCGAGAAGGACUCAUAUCCACCGAAAAUUCUGGGGAACUGGCUGCUAGAAUCAUCUUGUUGCGGGCAAUGCAGCAAGCUAUGUCGACUUCCCCUAUCACAACCAACCAAACACAUAUUCCAUACGGCUGUUCGGUUCGAUUGGUGGACUUCUUGGAGGCCUUAACUGGAAUCAAAGAAGCGGACUUGAAACUGGACAUGAAUGACCACGUCUCGUUCUGCGGAGUAACGGUGAAGAACGAGUCUUUUAGUUUCAAACUGGAAGGCCCCGAGUGGAAUUCGCAAUCCGCGGGCGUCAAACUCGACGACAGCAUUCCAUAUCUCUUCAUUCUCUUAAGUUUCAAAACCACGGGAACUAACUACACGCUCCCCCCGAUUCCUCAACGCGGAUCUCUCAUCUUACAUGGCCUGGACAGCAUCAAAUGUCUCACGCCCGAAAUUUCCGGCGCCUUGGAAGAGCUAAUAAGUGUCUGCCCAGAUAUUCGGGAGUUCAUGGGGAACACCCCAGCCACCAGACGCUUCAUUGAAUCAAUUCGCCCUGGCGUCUACUCCAACUCCGAGCAUGGACAGCGAUCUGGAUGA